AUGAAUAACUGUACGUUAAAUCUUAUUGAAUACAAUCAACUUGUAUCGUUACAAAAGCGUCAUACAAACACAUAUACAUUUGUAUUAUUCAAUGCUCGUAUUUGUCAUCUCCUUACUGUUGCACAAUGCGAAGUUUUAUACGCACCAACUUCACCUACAUAUGAGAAUCUUUCAAUUACAAUCGAUCCGUUAGUUAGUUACUUUCGUCGGUAUAUCGAAACAAUGAACCAUAAUGAGUGCGAGAAGUAUUCUAAUGAAGUACGACGAAAGUUUAUCCUAUUCAUUAUUGGAAUUCUCUUAUCUGUCCUUGUUAUCAUUCUUAAUACGAUUGUUACGCUAACAAUUAUAAAUUCAAUCAAACUACGCUCAUUUAUCACCAAUGUCUUCUUAUUAAAUCUAUCCAUCGCAGAUUUUCUUAGCGGAUGUUCAUUUCUAUAUCCAUGCGUAAUGAAUAUUCUCGUUGAAUAUGCUGUCGUUAACUACAACUCUAAUCUAUUAACGCGUUUAAAUCUAAUACGAAAUAAUUAUUACAUCUGUUUGAUCGCCUACGCUUUUAUCAUGUCCGGUAUGUUAAUGUCAGUCUCAAUCUUAUUAUCCAUCUCAAUUGAUAAAUACAUAUACAUCUUCAAACCGUAUUCUUACCAAAAAAUUAUCACGAAACGUCGUUGUCUAUUGUGGAUAUCGAGUUUAUGGUCGAUAUCAAUAUUAGUCGGCCUUCUUCCAUUACUUGGCUGGAACAAAAUGAAUCGUUGUUCGUCAUCGAAACAAGGUUUAUGCGUGCCGAAUACUUGUUUGAUUCAUAGAGUAUUUACAACUGGCUAUUGUUCAUUAUUCGCAACGAUCAGUCUUCUUGCUGCAAUCAUCAUUUUGUAUAUUUAUGUUCGAAUAUUUUUUCUCGCACGAGAUCAUCUAAUGAGAAUUGAACGCUUAAGAACCCAAUGUUCAUCAUCAGUCUACGAGCAACCAACCGCUGAAGACAAGCAGUUCGAUGAUGCCAAACACUUACAAAGGUGUUUUCCGUUGACCAUGUGUAAAAAUUUCGAUCGAUCACAUGAUGGGCGAGAACGUACAGGUCUCUUUCGCGUGAAUAUCCGUCGUAGUCUUCGCGCACUUCGAACAUUGCUUGUUCUUCUCGUCGGAUUCUAUCUUUGUUGGCUACCGUUAUUAAUCUAUUUGUUAAGUCACACAUGGAUGGAUUUUAAAAAUAAUCUCAUCAUUCAUGUUCUCAUCCUAAUCGCUAACGUCAAUUCACUAGUAAAUCCAAUUGUUUAUGCGUAUCGAUCGAAACAAUUUCGAAUUGAACUAUGGAAUGGUACAUUUGGGCGAUGUUUUAGUAAUUAUCGGUAUCGUCCGCAUCCGUCGCCGGCAGCAACCAUGGCAGCAGCAGUGGCUUGUAAAAAAGCUCAUCUUUUACCACCGAUGCAAUCAAGUAUUUGA
Molecule: messenger RNA, 1437 nt
Organism: Adineta ricciae
Lineage: Eukaryota; Metazoa; Rotifera; Eurotatoria; Adinetida; Adinetidae
Source: the annotation of a GenBank genome assembly